Molecule: messenger RNA, 2454 nt
Organism: Salvia splendens (bonfire salvia)
Lineage: Eukaryota; Viridiplantae; Streptophyta; Magnoliopsida; Lamiales; Lamiaceae
Exons: 4
Coding region: 1-2454 (817 amino acids)
Biological process (GO): proteolysis
Molecular function (GO): nucleic acid binding; aspartic-type endopeptidase activity; zinc ion binding
Source: RefSeq, a predicted model, not a curated record
AUGGCCCCAGAGAUCCCGCAGCCGGUCGUCACCUCCGAGGGCGAGGAGGAGGUAUGGUCACCUAUAGAGAUGCCCCUCCCUGGGACGAGCCACGACGACCCGAUGUGGAUCGACAGUGACUUGGAAAUGCCUCCCAGAAGACAAGCAGGCAGGCCAAGAAGGUACGCGCAAGUACCAGAGCAGGUACCUAGGAGAGACCAGACUGGGGGAGCAGGAGCACAACCGCCACCUCCUCCACCACCGCCUCCUGCAGUGCCGGAGAGGCGAAAGGAAGAAACAUUUCUCAAACAGAAUCCACCUGUCUUCAACGGUCUGAGAAACCCAGCUAUAGCAGAGACCUGGGUGCGUGCGAUUGAGCGCAUUUUUGAUUUCCUUCAGUGCACCGACAGGGAGCGACUCUCAUGUGUGAAGUUUAAGCUGGUUGAGUCCGCCGACUUCUGGUGGGAAGCUAGGCGAAAGGUUAUGACUCGUGAACAGUUGGAGCACAUGACCUGGGAGGAGUUCAAGAAUGAGCUGUACGGCAAGUACAUCCCCAAGAGUUACCGCAAGGCCAAAGAGGUGGAGUUUUACAGUUUGAAACAGGGAAAGAUGACAGUGACCGAGUACGAUAGGUUAUUCUGCGACAUGUCACGCUAUGCGCCGGGACUAGUAGACACGGACGAGAAAAUGGCCGAAAAGUUCUGCACUGGUCUGAGAUCGGAGAUAAGGAUGGCUCUGGCCAGUCAUGGAGGUCUGUCCUAUAUUGAGUCGUUGGGCCGGGCCCUGGACGUUGAGGCAGCUAUGCCCAAAGAGAGGCCGACGGCACAUGUCAUCACCUCCCCACCGCCGCCACAGCAGCAGUUCCCUCGAGAAAAGAGGAAGUGGGAAGGAGACCGGGUUUCGACUGAUGCUAAGAAACCACAGUUUGCUCCUAAGCCACAGCAGAACAGUUGGCACCAAACUGCCCCAACUCCAACUGUGGAGCGCAGAGCACAGGCACCUCGAUGUGCAAUAUGCUCGAAGAAACAUGACGGCGAGUGCAAGGCCGGGACAGAUGGAUGCUUCCACUGUGGGCAGAAGGGACAUUUCGCCAGAAACUGCCCGAGCAAGGCGACUGGGAUGGGAGGACAGCGUUCGCAACUGCGGGCACUCCAGGCUGCACAAGAGAAAGAGAGUGCAACACUCCCUGCACCACAGCCUCAGCGACAGCUACGCCCAAGACUUCCCCCACAGGCAAGAGCCUUUGCACUGCAACAGAAACAGGCUAAGGUCGAGAAAGGGAAACGGGAGCAAGGCAAUUUGGCAGGUAUGGGAACUCUCCUCAACGUACCUAUCACCAUUUUGUUUGAUACCGGUGCAUCGCACUCUUUUAUAUCAGCACCUUGUGUGGAUACUUUGAACUUGCCUACGGAUGUGAUAGAACAUAAGAUGAGGGUGUCCUCACCCGUAGGAGGCCUUAUAGACAUCUCACGAACGUGCUCAAACAUAAAGUUUUCAAUGGGAAAUUUGAACCUAACAGCUCGUAACUUACAUGUAAUGUCGAUGUGGAGCGUCGACAUCAUACUGGGAAUGGAUUGGUUAGCUGAGAACUAUGCUACCAUCCGUUGUAAGGAGAGACAGAUAGCGUUACAGUACCCCGGGACAGAACCCGUAAUUUUCCAUGGGAUCUCCAUGAGGAAAAGAAAGUCGAUUAUUUCUGCCCUACAAGCAACAGCCAUGAUGAGGAAGGGAUGUCCUGCAUACCUCGUCUACUUGAACGAAGAGGAGAAAAAGGACAGAAAAAUCGAGGACGUAGCAAUAGUACGAGAAUAUCCUGACGUCUUUCCAGAAGAACUACCAGGCUUGCCGCCUGACAGGCAAGUGGAGUUCACCAUCGAUCUAGAACCCGGAUCAGCUCCCAUAUCAAAGGCGCCUUACAGAAUGGCACCAAAGGAUGUGUCGCCAUGGGGCGCACCAGUGCUAUUCGUAAAGAAGAAAGAUGGCACUUUGAGAAUGUGUAUUGACUAUCGAGAGCUGAACAAGAUAACCCUGAAGAACAAGUAUCCUUUACCAAGAAUUGAUGACCUCUUCGAUCAACUGCAAGGAGCUGGAGUUUUCUCGAAGAUGGAUCUGAGAUCGGGUUAUCAUCAGCUGAGAGUUCGACAAGACGAUAUACCCAGGACUGCAUUCCGCACCAGAUACGGCCAUUAUGAGUUCACGGUAAUGCCUUUUGGGCUUACCAAUGCUCCGGCUGUGUUCAUGGACCUGAUGAACCGCGUGUUCCACCCGUACUUGGACAAGUUCGUUCUAGUCUUUAUAGAUGAUGUGCUCAUCUACUCGAAGAACAAAAAGGAACACGAGGAACAUUUGAGGGCCACCUUAGAAACGAAGUUUAAUGACAAAGUAUUCUAUAGGAAGAUGAUUGCAAGUUUUUUCGAUGGGUUGAUGCGGGUCUUUCCUCAAGCCAAGAAGUUACUUUCAAAGAGUGAAACUUGA